AAAUUUGUAGUGAAUUAAAUUUUAUUUUUUCAUAAUAAUGAUUAUAAUGAACAUUGAUAUGAAUCUUUGGUUGAAAUAGACAAUAUUUUUUGAGCAUUGUCAGUAUUCGGUGUAUGUGAAAACGUCAUCAAAAAUAUAUAAAGAAAACAGUUCAUUUUUUUCCUAUUGUUCACUCACAUAUUUGUAACAAAAGGAAUCACAGUCGAUUUUGAGGCUGACAUAAGAAUUGAUUUGUUGUGAAUUAGCAUUAUCAAGAAACAAAUGUAAAAAGAAACGAAAUGACGGAAAAACGAAUUGCCAAAACUGAAUCGCAUAUACAUGAGUAAAAGUGCAAAUUGAUGUGGAUGUGUAUACAGUGAAUAAAAACUUUCUCAUAAAAGUAUAUAGUGUAUGAAAUUUGGGUGAAUGAUACACGUGAUUUGCUUUUAUUAUAUGAUUGAUUUAAAAACACAUUUAAAAUAAAACAAAAAAUUUAAAAAAAAUUGCAAAAAAAGAAAAAAAAUAUAACAAAAUCUGCGAAACAUCUGUCAAAAUCGUUAUUUGAACAUUGAACAUACAAAUUGAUUUCACAUCAUAAUAAAUCAUAAUUGUCAUUUACGCCGUUCAAAUAUCGCAUUUGUUUAUCGCCAUUAUUGUGAGAAAGAGAGUGCAAGAGCGUACGAGUGAGAAUUGUGUGGAGAAAAAGGACGCAAAAAUCUGCACUUCAUUCACAUAUGCAUAUGGGCUGCAAUUAGUUUUUAUUUCGUGCUCAAUUAUUAUAUAUUAUUAAAUUUCAUGCCAACAAAUUAUAUUUUGUCGCUUUACGAAUUUGUACGUGCGUGCGUGUGGUUUUUGUUAUUAUCGCGCGUUUCUACAUAUAUUUUUUUUUUCGUUCGAUUAAGUUUAUCCAUUGAACACAUGAACAUGUGUAGUUCGUUUUGAUAUUUCAAACAAACAAAAAAUUGCACAAGCAUUUCAUAUUUAUAAAUAAAUAAAUAAGCAACAAAAAAAACUACACAAAUCGAUUGCUUGAAUCAAACAAAGUAAAAAAUAUUCACUAAUCAAGUUGAAUAAUCAAAACACGAAAAUAAUCAAUCAAAACUUCCUUCGUCAAUACACAAUGUCGUCAAUCUCAGCCCAAGGUGUUGUUGAGCGUGCUUCGGUCGAACUUGCGAAACGCAUCAACGGCCUACGUUCAAAACAUCAUCACGGACACGCCAAAACAAGCGUUAUGGAACGUGUAACAAAUGCAUUGUGUGGUGGAAGUAGUCAUAAUAAUGCAUCAAUUGGUGCACCCGAGAAACCGUCCAGAAUAGCAUCGGCAAAGCAAAUUGUUACUGGUAAAUUAAUCACAUCAUCCGGCAGCAAUAGUCAACAAGGAACACCACAAUCCAUUCGAAAACUGCAAACGUCAACCACACAAAAUGUGAAUGCAAUGAAUAAUAUGGGCGGCAGCGGUGUUAGCAAUGAUUGCAUUAGUGGAACACAGAAAAAGCUCAAUGCUGCCGAUUUAAAUAGUUGGAAUUGGAUCACAAAAUCAAAUAUAAACACGAUGGAACAAUUGCUGCAAGACGAACGUUUUCUUAAUAAAUUUUUUCAGUAUUUCACACCAUAUGAACGGCGUACAUUAGCUCAGGUUUGCACACGUUGGCGUGACACACUCUAUCGUAGUCCAAAAUUUUGGUCAGGCAUUUUACCAACGUUACAGUGUCGCGAACUUCGAAUUAUGUCAAAUCAAGAUCGUGUUAAAUUGUAUAAUUCUCUGGUACGGAGAGGAUUUCAUGCAAUCUGUUUACUUGGCGCAACCGACGAAGAUGCCAUCGAUAUUGUACAUUCAUUUCCAUUAGCCUCAAAACAUAUUCAUUCGCUUAGUUUGCGAUGUGCAUCGGUUAGCGAUCGAGGAUUGGAAGCUUUACUUGAUCAUUUGCAAUCAUUAUUUGAGCUUGAGCUUGCCGGAUGCAAUGAAGUAACUGAAGCUGGUCUAUGGUCUUGCUUAACACCUAGGAUUGUUUCAUUAUCGUUGGCGGAUUGUAUAAACAUUGCUGAUGAAGCUGUUGGUGCUGUAGCACAACUAUUGCCUUCUUUAUACGAAUUUUCUUUACAAGCUUAUCACGUCACCGAUGCCGCAUUAGGUUACUUUUCUCCAAAACAAAGUCAUAAUUUAAGUAUAUUGCGCUUACAAUCCUGCUGGGAGCUAACAAAUCACGGCAUUGUAAAUAUAGUUCAUUCGCUACCCCAUUUAACCGUCCUGUCAUUGUCCGGAUGUAGUAAAGUCACGGACGAUGGCAUCGAAUUGAUAGCUGAAAAUUUACAAAAAUUGCGUGCAUUAGAUUUAUCGUGGUGCCCAAGAAUUACAGAUGCAUCACUUGAAUAUAUUGCCUGCGACCUUAAUCAGUUAGAAGAACUCACGUUAGAUCGAUGUGUGCAUAUAACGGAUAUUGGUGUCGGCUAUAUAUCAACAAUGUUAUCAUUGACAGCAUUGUUUUUGCGUUGGUGUUCACAAGUACGUGACUUUGGGUUACAACAUCUUUGCUCGAUGCGAAAUUUGCAGAUACUAUCUCUAGCAGGUUGCCCUUUAUUGACGUCAAGCGGACUAUCCAGCAUUAUUCAACUACGUCAUUUACAGGAGCUAGAGCUUACCAAUUGUCCCGGUGCGUCGCAAGAACUUUUUGAAUAUUUGCGUGAACAUUUGCCACGUUGUUUGAUUAUCGAAUAAAAAUCCAAAGAAAACGAAAGGAAGCAAUCAAAACAAAACAAAAAAUCUUUUAAAUUGUUGACCAUUCGAACCUGACUACCAACUAAUAUGAUACAUCAAAUUAAAGAGUGAGAUGAACUAAAAAAAAUUAUACAUUUAAACUAUUUAAAAAAAAAAAAACAGAUUGCUCUAUCACCUUUUAGCUUUAGAAACAAUGGAAAGACAUAUAGACUUGAGAGAAUAGAAGAAAAAAAUGUGAAAUCGAAAUGACUUUGAAAAAGAAAAUAAUCGAUUUGGCAGUGAAAUCAUAAAAACCAUUAAUUUUAAAUAUAUAGUUCAAAAAAGUUCCAAACGCAAACCAAACUUAAACUAGAAGAAAGUCUAAAUGCAGACACUUUUUUCGUACUUAACAUAAUAUUGGAUAUAUAAUAUAUUUGCUGUGCGCGAUUUAAUACAAUUUUGGGCAAAUUUAUCAAUUUGUUUCAGUUUUAAUUUGUUACCACCAAAAGCUUACGAACAAAUAUGUUAGCCACUCUUUCAAGCAUGAACACAUCAUUUUUUUUUGUUCCAAAUCAAUGUAUAUCUACCAAAACGAAAAUUUCAACUAGUUGAAUUCCUAUCAGUUGAAUCGAAAAUAGAAUUCUUAAAAGCUGUUGAUUAAACAUGAAAGUGAUCUUCACAAAAUGUAAAAUGCAACACCUGCCCAAUGGCAUAAACAUUGAAAGCAUACUACUCAGCGAAAGUUUAUUAAACGAUCAAAGUGCCAAGCGGAUCGAUUUAGUCGUUUUGUUUGUAUUUUGUACCAAAGCAUCAAUGAAAUUGUAUAAAAUCAGAAUUUGACAAUCGAUCAAUAUUUUAACGUAAUCCAUAAAGAUGUCAUUAUUAUGAUAAAAAAAGGGAAUCAAAAUAAAACUCGAUACAAAUUAAACCAACAAUAAGAAGAACUUUUUCUGCUUCUUUAUUCCAAUUUCAUUUUAACCAUUUACAAUUUUUUUUAUUGUAUUAUGGUCAAAUCAUGCUUUGAGACAGUGCAUAAUAUGGAAAUCUUCAUUUUUAAGUAGGUUGAAUGGAAUUUUCCUUCUCAACCAAACGACAGUAUUCGGUUAGUCCUAUCAACUCGAAUCACUUUGGAUUUAGUAUUUACAUGAAAGUUUUUUUUGAAGAAAAAAAAAUGCUUUCAUUUUUUUACAUUAAUAUUUCGUUUGGAUAUGUCGUGGAGAAAUAAAUGUUUAAUACGGUUUAUGAAAUAGCCGCAAAUGUGCCUCGAGGCAUCUCAACGAAUAUCUGCAGUCAAUGAAUAUAGAAUUUUAAACGUGAACAAGGGCGUACGCAUUAGCUUGAGCUCUGUGUCCUAUGUUAUGAGUCAUAAUUAUAUGCAAAACGCGUCGAAAUAAUUUCUUGCUUUAAAAUAUGACAUUUGCAUUAUAAGUAAUUCAUGCCGUGCAUUUCACGGUUUACUGUUUCCACAGGUUUUUUUUUCUAUUUAUAAAAUUCAAAGAAAAUCACAGCUCAUUAGAACAAACUAUCUUUAUACUAAAAGUGUGUAAUAAUGAAAAAUGAUUCAUGUCACACCGUGUGCGAACAUCAAGAAAAUUAUACUUGAAGUUUAACGGGGAGAAAAAGAUAUAUGACUUUGAUGCAGUUUUUUUUUAUAAACGAGAUUUAUUGCGAAAAACGAUCACAACUGUCACAAUUGUACAAUGUGUAUGAAUAAAGUCACACAAAUGUCGAACGCUGAUGUCAAACUUUAAAAAACUUGUACACAACAAAAAAGAAUGUUGUCAAAAUAUUCUUAAAUUGUGUAACACAUCUCAGUCAUAAACAAAUUUGUAGAUGUCAUAGAUUUACUUUUCUUGAAUGGUGUGCCGAUCCGAUCGUACCUUAUGUGUAUAUAUCUACAAGCUAUUCUCGAAAUAAAUUUAUUAAUCCAACCGAUAUAUUACUUCAUUAAUGGCUUUGCAGCGAAUUUCCAUUUGGGCAAGCGAUUUUAUGUGUGUAUUCACUUUUACUAUGUUCACUUUUUACUAUGCUACAGCAAAAGAGUCGUACACAGCAAAGAUAUUUUAUGAUAAUUUUAUUUUGACAAAAUAAAUCGAAACAAAACAUUCCAAUUCGUGUUUGAAGCGAUACACGAAAAGAAAAAAAAUAUGUAAGAAUGUGAACAGAAAUUCUCUAUUUAGAAAUAAAACGUUAAGUAUGGUUUUGAAUAAUUUCACUGAACACAAUUGUAAAACGAAAAUCCAUUUUAUUGUAACGUUAAUUGACAAUUGAUUUUAACACUAUAAUGUUUUUAAUUUUGUUUUGGAAAAAGCACGAUUGCAAAAGAGAUAUGUUCUUCUAAUUUGAUGGGUGUGGAUUUUUUUUUCAAAUAUAUAUCUGUUUAUUACUUUAAAAUGUUCUGUAAAGGCUGUGUGUAACCGAACCGCAGAGGACAAUGGAAUGUAGUGGAUUAAAAAGAAAAAUGUUUAUUGGAUUUCACUCGUUUGGCAAACAUUUGAAAAAUUAUCUUAAUUAAGAUUUGUAAUGCAAAUAGAAAAUGACAUGAAAUGUAUAGAAAAAUAGAUUGCACUAAAUAACAGCAACAUUCGACUUAGUGAUAUUUUCUUCGUUGAUAAAGCAAAAACUUAGUAAAAAAAAAAAU
Contarinia nasturtii (swede midge) is the source of this 5315-nucleotide messenger RNA. Its product is annotated as F-box/LRR-repeat protein 16. NCBI's taxonomy places the organism in Eukaryota, Metazoa, Arthropoda, Insecta, Diptera, Cecidomyiidae. The record is from RefSeq and is a predicted model, not a curated record. Gene Ontology annotation, cellular component: SCF ubiquitin ligase complex. Gene Ontology annotation, molecular function: protein binding. The transcript is spliced from 7 exons. Gene Ontology annotation, biological process: SCF-dependent proteasomal ubiquitin-dependent protein catabolic process. The coding region runs from base 1100 to 2695 and encodes 531 amino acids.